Molecule: messenger RNA, 9513 nt
Organism: Peromyscus leucopus (white-footed mouse)
Lineage: Eukaryota; Metazoa; Chordata; Mammalia; Rodentia; Cricetidae
Gene: Nedd4l
Product: NEDD4 like E3 ubiquitin protein ligase
Exons: 28
Coding region: 956-4741 (1261 amino acids)
Biological process (GO): ubiquitin-dependent protein catabolic process; regulation of dendrite morphogenesis
Molecular function (GO): ubiquitin protein ligase activity; protein binding; sodium channel inhibitor activity
Source: RefSeq, a predicted model, not a curated record
AGCUGGGUUGCUUUUUUCCCUGUUAACUGCUGUGUCUGGCGAUCAUAUUGUAUAUGACACACACAUCCCCCUCUUUAAAGGAAGAAUGUUUAUAGUAAGUAGCAAGAGCUGGACCGGGCUCACAGCUGGCUGUGCGGUGCUGUGCCCCCAGUGCCGGCGCUUGGCUAUUUUGUUACUUGUAGAUCAUGGUCUAAUUAUUUCCCAUUAAAGGGACACUAAUUCCGUAGGGUGUGUAAUCGUAUUUAUAGUACAUUUUAUUACUUUGCAUUCCCUCGUGGUAGUGUGGUGAUAUCAUAACAGAAACAUAACAUUUGAAGCCUGAGAAGGUUCGCCCUGCAGCCAAGCUGCAUUUCCCUUGUUCUUUGGUGUGGUGGGGAGGUGGAGGACAUACCUUUUGCCUGCUUGUGCCUGAUGCAGAGUCCCUGGCAUCAGCGAGAGAGAGAGAGACCUGGUGCUCUUGGUAGCUGGGAAAGACACCCAUUGCCCUGGGAGUGUGAUGGGUCAGAUUUACAGCGGCAUGGCUGUGAGUGUGUUUUCUGCCUCCUCAGUCAGCUGCCCGAGCUCCCUGCUGGGCCGCCCCUUUCUGACAGAACAGCGGCAGCUGGGAAGGUGCUGUUUCAGGCUCUGGCUGUUCAGAGGGGGGUGAACCAGCGAGAGAGGGGAAACUUCCCUAAGUCCAGAAGCUGGCAUUGGAGGGGGAGCAGGCGGUCAUGUGUCUCUGGCCAUCCUACCCUCUGUCACAGAGUAGAUGAGAGCUUUUUGCUCUUAUCCAAUCAUGCCUGGAAUGCUGCUUGCCACUUGGGCUAUUUCUGCUAUCUGUCGCUCUUGGUGCCGCAGUGCUAACGCUUUGGCAGAUGGGACACUUUUUCUUGGAGUUGGUGUCUUUGGGUUUUGACUUCUGGCAUUGCUGGGCGGUUUGUUGCUCGCCCUCUCCCUCCUGGCCCCCCUGGUCACCAUGGCCCAUCGGCUUCGGUUUCAUUUUGGCUCUGGCCGCAGCAAUACGGCCCCUGAGUCCGAGAUCCUAGACCAGGAGAGAGAAGAGGACUUUUUCAUGGCAUUCCACACGCUGCCACGGAGAAGCAGCCCGCACCCCUUCACCCAGAACACAGGGGGAGACAGCGGCCUGCAGGAGGGCGUGGGUGCUCUCAAGCGCAGCUCAUCCAUGUUCAUACCGCAGCUCCUGGCCGGGGUAGACACCAGGCCCACCCGAAGCUCCUCGGUGCAGAUCUCCCUGCAGCGCAAGGCCGCAGACGGUGCCACAGACAGCUGCGGGCCACCCGAGGGCCCUGACGACAGGCCCCCGAGUGCCCAGGCUGACCUCGGAGACCAGGCCGCAGCCACAAGGGUCUCCACGCAGAUCAGCUCAUCGGAGCCCUCUCCAGUGGACACUCCUGGAAGCUCCCCUCCAAGGGCGGCCUGGGACCCGGGGACCCUGAUCAACGGCACUUGUGAGCACCGUGGUCAGUGUCUCCGCCUGGCUGAGGACACAGAGGAGGCCACCCCAGGCCUGCGCAUCCAGCACAGGGCCUCCAGUGCCGACGUGCGCCAGGUGCGGCUGCUGCCCUUCGGCCCGGAUGGCCAGGCAGAACCCAGACGCUGGUCCCUCCAGCAUGUUCCGGACGCUUCUGGAAACUCCGGGAAGCGCUGUUUUGUCUUUCAGCUGCAACAGCCCCAGCAAGGUGCCCUGGGGCUGGGCGGUGACUUCAACUUUGGCUUCACGGGCACUAAGGGGGACAGGUUGGUAAGGUAUCCACGCAUUCGGCUGGAGAGGAGCACAUCGUACCCCACCCAACCCCGAGCAGGCCGGGUGAGUCCCACCGAAGAUCGAGGGACCCCAGAGGCAUCGCCUCGGGCCAGUAGGAUGGCCCCCGAGAUCCGCAGGACAAAUUCAGAGAGGUCCCCGCAGAGUCCAGGGUGCAUGUUCAAGAUCAGGCAGGAUCAAAAUGCAGGGCAGCAGCAUUUCCGAAUUCUUGUGACUCGGGGCCCUGAAGAAGCUCCCCAGAACCAAGAGGAGACUCCCAAGAGCCCUGGACACCCUGGAGCUGGUGCUCCGACACGAGACGACUUCCUGGGUCAGGUGGACGUGCCUCUUAGUCACCUCCCGACAGAAGAUCCAACCAUGGAGAGACCCUAUACAUUUAAGGACUUCCUCCUUCGACCAAGAAGCCAUAAAUCGCGAGUCAAGGGUUUUUUGCGGUUGAAAAUGGCCUACAUGCCAAAAAACGGGGGUCAGGAUGAAGAGAACAGCGAGCAGAGAGACGACAUGGAGCACGGAUGGGAAGUUGUCGACUCCAACGACUCAGCUUCCCAGCACCAGGAGGAGCUCCCUCCGCCUCCGCUGCCACCAGGAUGGGAAGAGAAAGUGGACAAUUUAGGCCGCACUUACUAUGUCAAUCACAACAACAGGAGUACGCAGUGGCACCGGCCCAGCUUGAUGGAUGUGUCCUCUGAGUCAGACAAUAACAUCAGACAGAUCAACCAGGAGGCCGCCCACCGGCGCUUCCGCUCUCGCAGGCACAUCAGUGAAGAUUUGGAGCCCGAGGCCUCGGAAGCCGGUGGAGAGGGUCCUGAGCCUUGGGAGACCAUUUCAGAGGAAAUGAACAUGGCGGGAGAUUCCCUCAGCCUGGCUCUGCCCCCACCGCCUGCCUCGCCAGGGUCUCGGACCAGCCCCCAAGAGCUGUCGGAGGAGCUGAGCAGAAGGUUACAGAUCACUCCGGACUCCAAUGGGGAACAGUUCAGUUCUCUGAUCCAGAGAGAGCCCUCGUCGAGACUUCGGUCCUGCAGCGUCACCGACACAGUUGCUGAGCAGGCUCACCUACCCCCGCCCAGCACCCCGACUAGGCGAGCGCGUUCGUCCACUGUCACGGGUGGUGAGGAAUCCACGCCAUCAGUGGCCUAUGUACAUACCACGCCGGGCCUCCCUUCAGGCUGGGAAGAAAGAAAGGAUGCUAAGGGACGUACAUACUAUGUCAAUCAUAACAAUCGAACCACAACGUGGACUCGACCAAUAAUGCAGCUUGCAGAAGAUGGUGCCUCCGGAUCAGCCACAAACAGUAACAACCACCUAGUCGAGCCUCAGAUCCGCCGGCCCCGUAGCCUCAGCUCGCCGACAGUAACUUUAUCUGCCCCGCUGGAGGGUGCCAAGGACUCCCCCAUACGCCGCGCUGUGAAAGAUACCCUUUCCAACCCACAGUCCCCUCAGCCGUCACCCUACAACUCCCCCAAACCACAGCACAAAGUCACACAGAGCUUCCUGCCGCCAGGCUGGGAGAUGAGGAUAGCUCCAAACGGCCGGCCCUUCUUCAUUGACCAUAACACAAAGACUACAACGUGGGAAGAUCCACGGUUGAAAUUUCCAGUACAUAUGCGGUCAAAAGCAUCCUUAAACCCCAAUGACCUGGGCCCUCUUCCUCCUGGUUGGGAAGAAAGGAUCCACCUGGAUGGCCGAACAUUUUACAUUGACCAUAGCAGCCAGGUGUUAUGUGGAGAGAAUGAUACCAGAGACUCAGUGCCCUCAUACGAUAGCAAAAUUACUCAGUGGGAAGAUCCAAGACUACAGAACCCAGCCAUCACUGGUCCGGCUGUUCCUUACUCCAGAGAAUUUAAGCAGAAAUAUGACUACUUUAGGAAGAAAUUAAAGAAACCUGCUGAUAUUCCAAACAGGUUUGAAAUGAAACUUCACCGAAACAACAUAUUUGAAGAGUCCUAUCGGAGGAUCAUGUCUGUGAAAAGACCCGAUGUCCUGAAGGCUAGACUCUGGAUUGAGUUUGAAUCAGAGAAAGGCCUGGACUAUGGGGGCGUGGCCAGGGAGUGGUUCUUCUUACUGUCCAAAGAAAUGUUCAACCCCUACUACGGCCUCUUUGAGUACUCUGCCACGGACAACUACACGCUUCAGAUCAAUCCCAACUCAGGCCUCUGUAAUGAAGACCACUUGUCCUAUUUCACGUUCAUUGGAAGAGUGGCUGGCUUGGCGGUGUUUCAUGGGAAACUCUUAGAUGGAUUCUUCAUCCGACCGUUCUACAAGAUGAUGUUGGGGAAGCAGAUAACUCUGAACGACAUGGAGUCUGUGGACAGCGAGUACUACAACUCUUUGAAGUGGAUCUUAGAAAAUGACCCCACGGAACUUGACCUCAUGUUCUGCAUAGAUGAAGAGAACUUUGGGCAGACCUAUCAAGUGGACCUGAAGCCCAAUGGGUCAGAAAUAAUGGUAACGAAUGAAAACAAAAGAGAAUAUAUUGACUUAGUCAUCCAGUGGAGAUUUGUGAACAGGGUCCAGAAGCAAAUGAACGCCUUCUUGGAGGGAUUUACAGAACUUCUUCCAAUCGAUUUGAUUAAAAUUUUCGAUGAAAAUGAGCUGGAGUUGCUGAUGUGUGGCCUUGGUGAUGUCGACGUGAAUGACUGGAGACAGCAUUCUAUUUACAAGAAUGGCUACUGCCCCAAUCAUCCUGUCAUCCAGUGGUUCUGGAAGGCUGUGCUCCUGAUGGACGCUGAGAAGCGGAUCCGGCUCCUACAGUUUGUCACAGGCACCUCCCGAGUACCCAUGAAUGGAUUUGCCGAACUUUAUGGUUCCAAUGGUCCUCAGCUGUUUACAAUAGAGCAAUGGGGUAGUCCUGAGAAACUGCCCAGAGCUCACACAUGCUUUAAUCGCCUUGAUUUACCUCCAUACGAAACCUUUGAAGACUUGCGGGAGAAACUUCUCAUGGCUGUGGAGAACGCUCAAGGCUUUGAAGGGGUGGAUUAAGGCCUCCGGCACCGGGGGCGCUGCCCUUUUCCAGCAAGUUCUGCGUGCACUUUUUGCAUUUGCCUAGCAGACUUUUGCAGAGCCGGUGGCAGAAGCAGUUGCCUGGCCUGGCUCUGGAGCCCAGCUUGUCCAGGCCCGUGCCCAAGUUCCGCCAGGGCACGCAGCCCCAGCUCAAGUAACCCCCCCUGUCACCGCCGAUUUCUCAACUGGUUGACGUGGACACUGAUUACAUUUCAGGAGGACUUGGUUCUAUUUAUGUUGUGCCUCUGCAGGCAAAGCCCUUAAUAAAUAUUUUGCAUACUUUCUAAGGACAAUGAAUGGAAUUAAUCACGCUCCAGGUAUAGUAUUACAACUCAUGUUUACUUUUUAAAAUGAUUUAGACUGAUUUUCAGAUUUUAUUUCAUUACAAUUAAAGAUGUCUCAUGUACUUGGAAAAGUGAGCAUAUUUCUUUUUUGUAUUUGAAUUUCAUAUCAAGCUUAAUGUCAGUGACAUUUUUAUUUUUGAAGUACUUUGACACUGUCACUCUCUACUUUGUUAGCAUUGGAAAACUAAUUUUCGCCAGAAGCCUUCUACACAGACCAAUGCUUGGAAAGAAUUUCAAAUAGGACCUUAAGCAUAACAAUUUUUUUCCACGCUCAGAAUGAAAAUAAACUGGAUAUCACCCUUUUUUUUUUUUUGUACAAAUUUAGAUACCAGGUACAGACUGGAAGAAUUGUAACAUAGCAUGAUAUCUUUGUGUUAACUUGAAAGGGAUGACACCGCUGUCCCUUAGAAAUGUCGCCGUGUGCCAUCACACAUUGAAGACAGGGUUGGACUGUCAUUUCGCAUCGGAGGCCCUUCAUCUUUCCCGUGGCCGCACAGCCUCUCCUGACGCUGUUUUUCCGCUUUGGUGUUUCUAGAGACGUUUCCAGUGCCAUUGCUUGAUUCAAAGCUGAGGAAGCCAGAGUCCGUGGUCUCCUGUCUCCUUUGGCUAAACAGUAGCUAAUAACCGAUUCUUGCUGUAACUCCGGCAAUCCCAAAGGCACUUUAUGCAGGUCUUAUCUGGUUGUUGGUUUGUUUGGUUUUUUUUUUUCCCUCAUUACCCAUGUGAUUGUUUCUUUCUCCCUGCACACGUCCGUCUGGUGCAGUAUCUUAUCAAUUGUGGGAAUUAGGCUGCUCCGCGAACCCAGUGGUGAUGCUCAGCCUCCACACGGAUCUUCUCCAGCCAUUUGUAAUUUCUACUCGACCACAAGGAUUUACUUACUCUACACUUAGCCAAGUUGUGUGGCAUCAUGACCUAUUUUGCAUGCUUCGAUACUGUGUACUGCCUCCCCCCCCCAGGUCACGUCUAUUGUGUGCUAGUUUAAAAGUGAGUUAGAAGACCCAGUGGGAUCCACCGAGCUCGAGCUGCCUGGUUGGCAAGGGUGGACGCAUGUGGGUGUCUGCAGUUUGUAAGUCUCUGUUGCAGAAUUCCGUUGUGUUCUGAGAAGAUGCCUGAGGCAGUGUGGGAGUUGAGCACCCCUGCUGUCCCUGUGACUUGUGUUGUCCUGGACACCCCCCCCCCAUCCUGGAAGUUAGGGGACAUGGGGUGUUUUGAUCUCUUGCCAAUUGUGAAAUAACAAAAAGACUGUGGUCUCUGCUAUGUAAGGAAGGACCUUUGGUAUAAGAAAUGGCUCGUGUUUACGCAGCUGUGGGUGCCAUGAAGGAGCCAUGGGCAUCCUUGGUGGGUGAAGCCCCAGAGGGUCGAAUCCCACCAGGCCGGGCUUUGGCUUCUUUCCAUAUGCUAUUGAGUAAUUACAAAAACAGUUAAUACUCUAUUCUAUCCUUGCCUUCUGGUGAGAUUUUUUUUUUCUCCCGUAGUUAACAGAUAUUGGGGGCUGGGGUGGGGAUGUCUUUUUUUUAUAACCUGCCAUGUCCAGAACCAUCUCUCCGUUAUAAAGUGUGCCAAAGCCUGAGCUGAGCAGUGUAUUUUGAUUGAAGAAGAAACCAAAAUCUGUUCUAAUAACUGGGGUUCUGUAAUUCUGUAGGCUCUAGAUGGAACCACGUUAUUCACUAAGUACAAAGUAGUCAAGUCCUUAAAAAAUGCAAAAAGGGCUAGCAAGAUGGCUCAGUGAGUCGGGGUGCUUGUCCCCAAGCCUGACAGGAACCUGAGUUCAAUCCCUGGGACCCACCUGAUGGAAGGAGAGAACUGAUGUCUGCAAGUUGCCCUUUGACCUGACCCAGACAUGAUUUUUUUUAAUUAAAAAUAUGAAGGGGGAAAAAAAAAGACUUAAUUCUGAUCCUUGCUAAGCCAAGAGCAGGAAAGGCCUAUUGAAAUACACUCCUGAGAGUACUUGAAAGGCCAGCCAUUGUAACACCAGUUCAUUGGUCUGUAGUUCAGAUUUUAACAGUUGUUACUGAACUGGAGCAUUGGCCUAUUAGAAAGUAAAAAUAUGGUUCCCUGUUCAUCCGGUUUGUGAAGUGUCACUUGUUACCUGAAAUGCCUGGUGUCUUGUCCCCAGAUCUCGAUGCCCAGGCCUGGUCAUCUUUGUACAAUAAUUGUAAAUGGCAAUGGAGAGUGUGCCGUCCCUGGGGGACAGGAGGCGGGUCCUUCUUUGGGCCCCAAUGCUGCAGCCAAUAGUUGUGGAUCAUUCACCUUGAGGCUGCAGAGGGGGUUCCAGGAUUCUGCUUCCCUGUGGAAGGACUUUGAGCAUCAGGUGGCUGUCUUGUGUUUCUCUCCCAGUUCCUUUUAGUCUGUGGUAAAGCCUGGAUUUGCCUGCUGACUCCAGAACAGGUGGUAGGCGUUGGUCUAUCCUCGGUGUCUUCAGUGUGCUAUCCUUGUCUGUCUGUAAUACCAGUCUCUACUUUUCUGUGGCCGGUCCUCUGGCAGAUCACAAGAACCAGAGAUGUGUACUUUAUUCUUGUUUCCAGGGCCGAUGGAGCUUAGUGGCAGAGUGUUUGCCUAGCAUGUACUUAGCUGUAGAUUUGAUCCCCAUUGCAGGGGGUGGGGAGAGUGUGAAUAAGAUAAAGAAUUCUGUUUCUGAGGACCUUAAGCAGGAGACAGCAGAGAAUCCUGACAUUCAGGGCUAAAAUGAUAUAAAGCGACUUGACAUGCAUCUUUUCCCCCAUAAAGGCUCAGCGGCAGACUCAUGGAAGUAGGUUGCAAAAUAAUGUAAUCACUUGUGCAUCUCAGAUGACCUGUUGCUCUUGGUCUCACCAGAUUCCAGUUUGUUCUGAGAGCCAGGCUCGAAUACAGCAGCUUCUAAUGUGUUCUCUAUUUUCCUGAGAGUCUCGCAUCUCACCUCUGAAAUUUGGAAGUCUACAAAGAAAGCCUGGGUUCAUCAGCUGCCCGGCUCAUCCCCCCUGGAUUAUCUAUUUUCCUGUCUGCGGCUCUCUACUCAUCUCAGUAACAAAAGGGAGAUGCUAUCUGUUGUCAUUCACUUCCUGGCCAGUAGGGGUGCUACAGUGCAGGGUCACUGCCUGCCUUUCUCCCUGUCUGGCUCCCAGAAGACCACAUGCUACCUCUGUUUCAUUCAUGCAUUGGGGUAUAUCCUAAGUCAUGUCAAAACUGCCAAUUUCAGGACUAGGAUAUGUUUAAAAAAAAAAACCUCCACUUUGUACCUUAGAUUUUAAAACUGGGUAGAAAUGUGAUAUACAUUGGACCACUUUUUUAAUUUCUAUAAGCCUUAAUGAACAGUGUAUAUACAUCUGUGUAUGCACUCCAUCCCAGAGUGUUUUCAGUGUGUCAGAGAACAAGCUGUAGCGUUAGGACAUGAGCCUGUCUAGGGUUCUCUAGGAAAAGGGGUAGCUUUCUGUUUGGUAGGAAAUUUUCCGAGAAAACUUCUCAUUCGGCAUCUGUCUUUUAUUUGAGAUGUUAACGCUCCAAGUACGUGACUGAAGCAACAUGUCUCUUCACUGGUUUUGUAUUUGUAAGGAGCGGCAGUAGAAAUCUAAGGGCAUCUGUUGGAGCGUGACCUCUGAUCGCCUGCGUUCCCUCUACUGUGUCUCGGGGUAUUGACAGCCUUUGCUGUGACCAUGGCCUGUGUUGACAGAUGUCUGUUCUUGUGUAAGCCAGUCUACACCUCAUACUCAGACUGAUUUUUGCGUACCUUGUCACAGUGUUCUUCGUGUUGACUCUGUGACCGUGUUCUUCCUUUGGCUACCCCAGAUGUAACAUAUAUACAUAUAUAUGUAUGUAUGCUGUCCAAAUAUAUUUGUAUAUAUUUGUAUAGCAUUUUUACACCUUAGGAGUAAUCUGGAUUCAAAAGGGAAUGAGAACUUAGUCCCGUCUACGGUUUUUCUCAAAGUCAUGUCCUGAGAAUUCUGACUCUCAGCGCCUGAGAACCCUAGAAAGGUAUUAGCUUGCUGUCAUUUCUUAAUUCGGGAUCUGUUAUCAAAUGAAAACAUUUUUUAAAAAGUGGCUUUGAAGGUAAAAAGAGUUUCAAGCAUUCCAAAUGAGUUCUCAAUGUUUCUUAACUUUUUAUUCUAACCCUACCCCUAACAAAGCUGAGUGCUAUUUGAUACAAUGGUCAAAACCAAACUACCUUGACGUUUUUCUAAGACGGCUUAACGGCUGAUACUCGCUUUCCCAGUCAGGGAAGCUCGAACCUAGCUUGAAUCUGGUACACACGCCAAGUUUCACAGUCAAAUCCUUUUCUUUCUUCUUGAGAGAUCUAAAGAGAUACUGUAGCUUGUUUUCCUGACAGCAAAUGGGAAAAAAAAAAUGUGACAAAGUGAAGUUGUUGUAAAACGGUGAUGCAACUUGUCAAAUAUUUAAUAAAGAAUUAUGAAAGCUGGAACAUUUCCUACAUAA